AUAAUUAACAAGUUAUUAAAUAAGUACUUUAAAUUUUAUCUUCUGACUUUAAGAACACAAAAGAAAUUUUAAAUGUUGGGCCGAACAAUGCUCUUAAAAAACCUAAAACGUUUUCGUUUAAUUACAUUCGAUAUAACGGAAACAUUAAUAGACUUUAGUCGAGCACCCGCUGUACAAUAUGCCAAGAUAGCCGCCCAGCUGGGAGUACAUGUCAUUGAUCGCAGAAAAUUGGAACAAUGUUUUAAGAAAGAGUUCAAGGCCAUAGAAGAGAAACAUCCAAACUUUGGAUUACAUUCACCCAACUUUACCUGGCAAGACUGGUGGUCGCAAUUGGUCUAUAAUAUAUUCCAUUGUGUUGACCCAAACAUAAAAGAAGCAAAACUAAAAGAAUUAAGUGAAACAUUAAUAAAAGUGUACCGUACAAGUGAAUGCUGGCGUCACAUGGAAGGUGGCUUCGAACUAAUUAAAUGUGUACGUGAUGCUGACAAGAAAAUUGGUGUAAUUUCCAACUUUGAUCCCAGUCUAGAGGAAGUACUCAAGGAAAUGAAUUUAUUGGAUAAAUUUGAUUUUGUUCUAACAUCUUAUGAAGCUGGCUACCAGAAACCUCAUAAAAAUAUAUUCCAAAAGGCGCUGGAUGUCUACAAUCUACAACCGCAUGAGGCUUUACAUGUAGGCAAUACGUACGAAAUCGAUUAUGUUGGAGCCCGCAAUGCCGGCUGGUCAAGCCUUCUGAUAACACCCGCCGAAAAAGACGUACAAAAAGCAGCACCCACUCAAGGUUACAAAAACAUUGCAGAUUUAUUAGUAGCUUUAAAAAACAAAGAAAUUAGAUGGUAACCAGAUACGAUAUAUAAAUAGUGCAAUAUAUUAAUAUGUACACAUACACAUAUUAAAAUACGUACGGCAUAUAUUUAAUUUGGACUAAGAAACAAUGAUAAUGAAAUAAAAAAUUAGAUUUAUAAAGCUAAUAUAAAAAAAAGAUAAUAACUGAUAGGGUUCAGACGACCAAAGGGUCACAAAUAUUUUUAUGUACAAUAUACAACCUUAAACUUGCAAAAUGUAUUUUAACGAAACAAAUAAAUGACAACAUUUAA
Molecule: messenger RNA, 1094 nt
Organism: Lucilia sericata (common green bottle fly)
Lineage: Eukaryota; Metazoa; Arthropoda; Insecta; Diptera; Calliphoridae
Product: rhythmically expressed gene 2 protein
Exons: 1
Coding region: 73-837 (254 amino acids)
Source: RefSeq, a predicted model, not a curated record